AUGAAUCCAGAACCAGCUCCCCAAUACUAUCCUAACAAUAUCCAGCCAGUUGAGGUCACACGGGAGAAUCUUCUGCAAGCACUCAAGGAAUUACGUGUUGCUACUCGACGCGGCGCGGAACUGGUGGAACAGUUUAAUCUUCCAGACCCAGAGGGGGAGCUGGGGCUUUUUAUGGGAGUUCCGGGUUCUUACGGUGUAGGGGCAGCUCUCGCUUUUCAACGACUCCAUCAUCAAGUGUUAUCCUUGAGAGAGAAGCAUGAUGCUAACCCUCCGAAUUACCAGAAACUGGCCAACGAGCGAAUCACAAAACUUGGGCGCAAUCUUCCACUCUUGCCGGGAAGACUGUCUCCCUUGGGCUCCAGCGGUCCGUUGGCCAUGAUUAUGCUACGAAUCCAACAGGCAGCUGUACUCGGCACUUCAGUCUCUGAUGCGGACGUACAUUGUUUGCGUGAGGCGGUUACGAUCGCUCUGAGCUACGAACACAUUGUUUCAGAGAGCAAUCACAACGUGGGAGGAGACGGCAUACUGUAUGGACGGGCUGGCUUGUUAUGGUCAAUUCUCAACGUUCGGGUUCUCCCCCUUGAUGAGGCGAGCACCAACGCCCUCCGCCCAAUCUUUGAGGCUGUUCCCCAGCUUAUCAGAGCCAUCAUCGACGCUGGACGUCAGGGUGUACAGGACUACACAAGAAAGUAUGGAUCUGUCGAUGCCCUUCCAUUGAUGUGGACAUGGAUGGAGAGUCACUACGGAUUGGGAGCUGUUCAUGGGAUGUCUGGGAUUCUUGCAGUACUGCUGGCUUGCAACCCCGAGGAGCUCAGUGCCGACGACAACUACUUAUCUUGGAUAGCAGGCACCAUCGUCGGCCUUUGCAGGCUGUGCAUUGCCAAUCAGGGCUAUCUGCCGACCAGUCUUCCAUCCUACGGUUCAAACUCUCAACGCGAUACCUCUUUGGUUCAAAUUUGUCAUGGCAGCCCCGCGAUAUUACUCCUCUUAGCUUGUGCUAGAAGAAACUCUUUUUUCGUAUCGAAGUUCUGGCAACCGGAAUGGGACCAGGCUGUGUUUCUAGCAGCUGAGAAGGUCUGGCAAGAACGCUUGGUUUCUAAAGGUGAUGGCAUUUGCCAUGGCAUUGCAGGCAAUGCAUGGCCGUUACUGAUCCUGCAUGACAGCUGCGAAUAUGACGUUGAUCUGCUGCAGGCUGCAAGGGGAAAUCCCCCAGCACGAGAGCCAGAGCCAAAGCUCACAGGGGAUUACUUUCUAUCGAGAGCUCUCGCGCUCCUGCUCCAUGCGCGGGAAGCACCCCCUUACAAUCCUUCGCGGGAAUUAUCGCCUUGUUGUUACCGUGCGUCAGAUCGUCCUUAUUCCCUGAGCGAGGGGCUAGCUGGAACUGUAUGUGCCUGGGCCGAGGCUUGUGUCACCAUCCAGGCUAGACUCCGAAAGAUGGACCUUGAGGAAGAAAAUGCUUCUUCGACCGUGGUUUUGAAGAAUGACGAGCUUUUUCAAGCCCUGGACAGCCGAAACUUGGGGCUUCCAACCUUAGCAUAUUACCGACCUCCAGGCAUACUAUAG
Aspergillus clavatus NRRL 1 is the source of this 1563-nucleotide messenger RNA. Its product is annotated as lanthionine synthetase C family protein. Gene Ontology annotation, cellular component: plasma membrane. Lineage: Eukaryota; Fungi; Ascomycota; Eurotiomycetes; Eurotiales; Aspergillaceae. Gene Ontology annotation, biological process: peptide modification; carbohydrate metabolic process. The record is from RefSeq and is a predicted model, not a curated record. Bases 1 to 1563 code for a protein of 520 amino acids. The transcript is spliced from 4 exons.